This is a messenger RNA of Leopardus geoffroyi (Geoffroy's cat), 3015 nucleotides long. RefSeq lists its product as uncharacterized. Gene Ontology annotation, molecular function: RNA-DNA hybrid ribonuclease activity; nucleic acid binding. The transcript has 2 exons. NCBI's taxonomy places the organism in Eukaryota, Metazoa, Chordata, Mammalia, Carnivora, Felidae. The record is from RefSeq and is a predicted model, not a curated record. Bases 2291 to 3010 code for a protein of 239 amino acids.
CCCACGUGGGACGAUUGCCAGCAGCUUUUGCAGGUCCUGUUCAAGACUGAGGAAAGAGAAAAAAUCCUCAGUGAAGCCCGAAAACUAGUUCCGGGUGCAGACGGGAUUCCCACCACCAACCAGGCUCAGAUAGAUGCCUCCUUCCCCUUAACUCAGCCCAAGUGGGAUUUCAACACAGCAGAAGGCUCGCGCCAUGGCGGCUGCCAGCAGUAAGCAGACUCAAGACCUGGCCAGAAUACUACUAGCUACCACUGCUGACUCCCCCGAGGAACGAGACCGCCGUCUCUGGCAGCUGGCAGACAACUCAAGAGGAGGUAAAGGAACCACCAAGGUGGGGGGAAAGCAGAGGCUGCAGAAAGAUCAGUGCGCAUACUGCAAGGAGAUAGGGCAUUGGGCCCGAGAUUGUCCGAAAAAGGCCGGCGGGAAGGGAAGCAAGACUGAUCGAGUAAAAGUCUUAGAGCUAGAUAAACUGAGUGAUUAGGGAAGUCGGGGUUCGGAUCCUCUCCCCGAGCCCAGGGUAACUCUUAAAGUGGAGGCGACCCGUGUUGACUUCCUUGUCGACACCAGAGCGCAACAUUCGGUCCUCCACACCCCACUAGGAAAGCUAGCCAGCAAGAAGUCCUGGGUACAAGGGGCAACUGGUACGAGCCAGUAUUCAUGGACUACCCGAAGAACAGUAGAUUUGGGGACGGGACGGUUAUCCCACUCCUUUAUGGUAAUACCGGAAUGUCCCUACCCGCUGUUAGGACGGGACUUACUGACCAAGAUUGGAGCUCAGAUAACUUUCAGACAAGGGGAGCCUCAGGUCACCAAUGGCAAGGGCCACCCCAUCCAGGUCCUGACCAUGAAACUAGAGGAUGAAUACCGCCUCCACCAGGAGGCGCUCCCAAGAGAGGAUAAUAUAGACAGAUAGCUACAAGAAUUCCCAUCGGUUUGGGCAGAGACAGGGGGAAUGGGACUAGCUGCUCAAAGGACCCCGGUCCUGGUAGAGCUCAAGCCAGGAGAAGGUCUGGUAAGGAUCAAACAAUACCGCAUGUCUCAGGAGGCGCAGAAGGGGAUCCAGCCACACAUCCGGAGACUAUGAAGCCUAGGGGUACUAGUUCCUUGCCAGUCUGCCUGGAACACCCUCCUACUGCUGGUCAAAAAACCUCACACAAAUAACUGUCAACUGGUACAAGACCUCUGGGAAGUAAAUAAGAGGGUCACAGACAUAUACCCAACUGUUCCCAGCCCAUAUACUCUCUUGAGCUCCUUGGCACCCUCCAGGGUCUGGCAUACUGUACUAGAUUUAAAGGACGCUUUCUUCAGUCUGCCGCUGGCACCCCAAAGCCAACCCUUGUUCACCUUCGAGUGGCAUGAUCUGGAGGAGGGCUACACGGGCAUCUCACCUAGACAUGGCUGCCUCAGGGGUUCAAAAAUUCGCCCACAAUGUUCGACAAGGCACUACACGAGGACCCGGGUGAGUACAGAAAGUACUCCUACGGUACGUAGAUGACAUCCUGAUUGCUGCGGACACGGCCAAGGACUGUGAGCAAGGGACCCAGGGCCUGCUGGCUACCCUGGGGGCCUUGGGGUACCGGGCAUCUGCGAAAAAGGCUCAGAUAUGCAGGGAGAGGGUAAGUUACGUGGGAUACAUCCUGGAGGGCAGACAGCGGCGGUUAUCAGAUGCCAGAAAAGAAACUGUCCUGAAGAUCCCUACUCCCACCUCCCGAAGGGAAGUAAGGGAAUUUCUAGGAUCGGCUGGCUACUGCCACCUCUGGGUUCCGGGUUUUGCUGAGAUCACCAGGCCUCUAUAUGAAGCUACCAAAGAGGGAAAAACAUUUGAAUGGACUGAAAAAGAAGAAACUGCCUUUAAUCAGUUAAAAAAAGGCCCUCCUAAGUGCCCCAGCCCUGGGCCUGCCAGACAUUACGAAGCCCUUCCACCUCUUUAUAGACGAACACAAGGGAAUAGCAAAAGGGGUUCUAACUCAAGCCUUAGGCCCCUGGAACCGCCCGGUGGCUUACCUAUCCAAGAAGCUAGACCCAGUGGCUGCCGGCUGGCUGCCAUGCCUAAGAAUUAUUGCGGCGACAGCACUCCUAGUCAAGGAUGCAGACAAACUGACCCUAGGACAGGAGAUCUGGAUCAUGACCCUACACGCCAUUGAAAGGGUCCUGAAACAGCCUCCUGAAAGAUGGAUGAGUAACACACGUAUGACUCAUUACCAGAGCCUCCUACUCAACCCUCCAUGGGUGUGGUUCCACCCCAGUGCGGCCCUCAAUCCUGCAACCCUGCCGCCCGACCCUGACCUAGAUGCUCCACUACAUGACUGCGGGGAUCCUGGAGCAAGUACAUGGAUUCCGGACAGAUCUGACCGACUGGCCCCUCCCCGAUGCCAAGGCUACUUGGUUCACUGAUGGCAGCAGGUUUGUGUGGGACAGACACAGGUAUGCGGGUGCAGCGGUGGUCACCGAAACAGACACUGUAUGGGCGGAGGUUCUACCCUCCGGGACGUCAGCCCAGCGAGCAGAGCUCAUCGCCCUCACCAAGGCGCUGACACUGGGAGCUGGAAAACGGCUUAACAUCUACACAGACAGCCGUUAUGCGUUUGCCACAGCUCAUAUUCAUGGGGCAAUUUAUCAGAAGAGGGCGUUACUGACGGCAGAAGGACGGACUAUAAAAAAUAAGCAGGAGAUACUUGACCUGCUUACGGCCUUAUGGCUUCCUGCCAAGUUGACCAUUAUCCAUUGCCAAGGACACCAGAAAACUGAUAACCCGGUAGCUAAAGGUAAUCGAAAGGCUGACCAGGCAGCCAAGGCAGUAGCCCUUAUUUCAGUCCCCACCAUGACCAUACAACUACCGGACCCGGGAGACCCAAUUUUACCAGACCAGCCCAAAUACUCCCAGGAGGAGUUACAGCGGAUCAAGAAGCUCCCCAUGGCCCAGGAGAUAAAGGGAUGGUGGUAUACACCUAACAAGGAGCUCGUGGUGCCAGACUGGCUCGGAGUCUCAGUAUUAGAGCACAUGCAUUGAUCUAC